Molecule: messenger RNA, 998 nt
Organism: Bufo bufo (common toad)
Lineage: Eukaryota; Metazoa; Chordata; Amphibia; Anura; Bufonidae
Product: retinol dehydrogenase 8-like
Exons: 6
Coding region: 1-951 (316 amino acids)
Biological process (GO): estrogen biosynthetic process
Cellular component (GO): cytoplasm
Molecular function (GO): estradiol 17-beta-dehydrogenase [NAD(P)+] activity
Source: RefSeq, a predicted model, not a curated record
AUGGCUCUGAAGAACGUGCUUGUUACAGGAUGCUCCUCUGGGAUAGGUCUGGCUAUUGCUGCCAAGCUGGCCAAGGAUGAACAGAAACGAUUUAAAGUUUAUGCAACAAUGAGAAACUUGUCGAAGCAAGAUGACCUGGUAAAAGCCGCAGAAGGAUGUGCGGGGACAACACUGGAGGUCAAACAGCUGGAUGUGUGCAGUGAAGAGUCCAUCAGAGACUGCGUCAACAGCAUACCGGAUCGAAGAGUGGACAUUUUAGUUAGCAAUGCAGGAGUUGGGCUCAUAGGACCUAUUGAAUGUCAAAGCAUUGAAGAAAUGAAAACUGUGAUGGAUACAAAUUUCUUUGGACUGGUCAGACUACUAAAGGAAAUCUUACCAGAUAUGAAACAGAAGAAGAAUGGUCACAUAGUAAUUAUCAGCAGUGUCAUGGGAAUCCAAGGCAUUUUGUUUAAUGAUGUCUAUGCUGCCUCCAAGUUUGCUGUUGAAGGCUUCUGUGAAAGUCUAGCAAUACAGGCCCUGAAAUUCAAGCUCCAGUUGAGCCUCAUUGAACCUGGUCCGGUGAUCACAGAGUUUGAACGGAAAGUUUUUGAAGAUGGAAUGAAGAUGGACCUUUCUGCAGUAGAUAAGGAAACUGCAGAGAUGUUUACCAAUAUCUAUCUUAAAAACUACAAGUCAAUCUUCCAAAGCUUGGGACAGACAGCUGAAGACGUGGCAGAGCAUACAAUGAAGAUUAUUCUGUCAGAAAAUCCACCGUUCCGUCACCAGACAAACACUCUCUACACUCCAAUGACAACAUUAAAAUAUGCCGAUCCCAAUGGUGACUUACCCAUCGAUACCUUCUACAAAAUGGUCUUUCAGCAUGACAAAGUCUUUAAUGCCAGCCUUAAUUUCAUCAAACUCCUGAGAUGGAGGAGUAAAAGGAGCUUUGACUUGGGGAAACCACAAUCAUAGGACGUCGUACAAGCCACUCAUUGCAUUUUAACAAUACUUAUGGAUCA